AUGAAUACGUUGGGUUGUUAUUUAACAGUGGAUGAUGAUGAAUUUCUUGAUAUGAUUACUAACGAAUUAAACAAAUACAAUUCAGUGAAGAAAUCGACCUUUAUUCUUCUUUUCCCAUCAUUACCAGCGCGCCAUCGAUUACUUUUGCAUCGACUUCGUGAACGAGAUUAUUCGAAAUUGUUCAGUUUUUCUGUUGGAGAGAAUAGAGACACACGACGAACGAUUAUUUGUUUUAAAUCACAAUUAAUGGAAGAAACGACUGCAACACCACCAUCGAACGAAACAUCCACAGUGUCUAAGGCAGCAUCAUCGAAUUCCAACGACGACUCGUCCUCUAAACGUCGACCAGAUCAAGCUUUGUACAAACCACCGCGUCGGAGUAAGAAUCUCGAAGUGACUAAUUCUCCUACUCCUCCUCCACUACCCCCCUCAUCGCCAGCAAUCGCCACUGAGGAUAGUCAACAAAGCAAUGAUGCUCCAAAACCAGUGAAAACUAAAACGCCUCGCCCAUCGCUUGAACCUUAUCGACCACCUUCCAGACGAAGUCAACCUGUAGCUAAAGAAAUAGUUCCUGUUGCAUCAACAUCAACAACGGAGAAAAAAUGUGAAGAUAGUGAAGAGAAAAAAAUUGUCAAAGACGAACAAGACGAAGAAGAAGAGGAUUGGGAAAAACUAUUCGAUGGAAAUGAUAAUUUGGUUGAAGAAAUUCAAUCGAGAUUCAAAGAAAGUGUUCAGAUAAAAAAGCCAGUUAAUGAUUAUUCCAAAUGGUCAAUUGAUGACAUUGUAAGCAAAGAAGCUGAUCUCGCACAUAUCGUUGAAGUAUCGAAUUUUCCAUCAACAUUUCACACUGAAGAUCUUUCCAAUGCAUUUAAAAUCCUCACUCGAAGUAGCUUUGAUAUUAAAUGGGUGGAUGACACACAUGCAUUGAUAGUCUUCCCCGAUGCUGGCGCAGCUUUGGAAGUGUUACAAUUAGAACACCCGAUGUUUAAGGUUUGUUCUAUGUCUCAAGCGUCGGUUGCAUCGAAGAAAAAAUCGAAAAAUGCCGGCGAAUUUCUUCAACCGUACAAGGCGCGUCCUCAGACAUCGUCACUAACUGCUAAUCGUCAAAUAUGCGCCGCAUUGGGUGUGAAAACUUCGAUGAGUAGUAAUAAAACAAAGAUCGAACGUCAAAAAAUCGAAAGUGCUAAACAACAGAAAAUCCGUGACAAAGAAGAACAAAAUGCCGUCUGGGAUGGCGCAGUUUUCCCUACUACACCAACCAACUGA
Messenger RNA from Adineta ricciae, 1266 nucleotides. The record is from the annotation of a GenBank genome assembly. Lineage: Eukaryota; Metazoa; Rotifera; Eurotatoria; Adinetida; Adinetidae.